Molecule: messenger RNA, 1350 nt
Organism: Drepanopeziza brunnea f. sp. 'multigermtubi' MB_m1
Lineage: Eukaryota; Fungi; Ascomycota; Leotiomycetes; Helotiales; Drepanopezizaceae
Biological process (GO): fatty acid beta-oxidation using acyl-CoA dehydrogenase
Cellular component (GO): cytoplasm
Molecular function (GO): flavin adenine dinucleotide binding; acyl-CoA dehydrogenase activity
Source: RefSeq, a predicted model, not a curated record
AUGUCGGCCCAAAUCCCAAUUCUUGCUGCGGACAGAGUCAGUGAUCAUGCAAAGAAGACUCUCGAUAUUGUGAAGAAGUUUGUGGAGGAGAGAUGUAUUCCCGCCGACCCCAUCUUCGCCGCACAAAUCGAGCAAUCAGGCUCGAACCGCUGGGACCACUACCCCUCUGUUAUCGACGAUCUUAAGGCUGAGGCAAAGAAGCUGGGUCUGUGGAAUCUUUUCCUGGCCAAGGGCCACUACAAGGAGGGAGCAGGCUUCACGAAUCUCGAGUAUGGGUUGAUGGCAGAGUAUCUCGGCAAGUCUAGGGUUGCAUCUGAGGCCGUUAACUGUGCAGCUCCGGAUACAGGGAACAUGGAAGUUUUGGCGAAGUAUGGGAAUGAAGCGCAGAAGAAGCAGUGGUUGCAGCCGUUGUUGAAUGGUGAUAUUCGAUCGGCUUUCUUGAUGACUGAACCGCACAUUGCUUCAUCUGAUGCGACGAACAUUCAGAUGAGCAUGGUAAAGGAUGGGAAUGACUGGGUUUUGAACGGACAGAAAUGGUGGUCAAGUGGAGCUGGUGAUCCACGUUGCAAGAUCUACAUCGUUAUGGCGAAGAGUGAUCCUGGGAACUCGGACAAGCACAGGCAGCAAUCAGUCAUUCUGGUUCCAGCUAACACUCCUGGUGUCACCAUUGAGAGAAUGUUAUCUGUCUACGGCUACGAUGAUGCUCCCCACGGCCACGGUCACAUCUCGUUCAAAAACGUCCGCGUACCAGCAUCGAAUAUUGUUCUUGGUCUUGGCCGAGGAUUUGAGAUCAUCCAGGGACGUCUUGGCCCAGGACGGAUUCACCACUGCAUGCGCACGAUCGGUGCUGCUGAGCAAGCCCUUGAAUGGAUGCUUGUCCGCAUUAACGACCCUAGAAAGACAACCUUCGGCAAGCAAUUGAAGGAUCAUGGUGUUAUUCUCGAGUGGGUUGCCAGGUCCAGGAUUGAGAUCGAUGCAGCUCGCUUGGUUGUCCUUAACGCUGCUAUAAAGGUUGACGUGUUCGGAGCCAAAGGAGCCCUCAAGGAGAUUGGAGAAGCCAAGGUUCUCGUCCCCAGCAUGGGACUGACCGUCAUCGAUCGUGCUGUGCAAUCGUUCGGAGCUGCUGGGGUCUCCCAAGAUACCCCCCUCGCUAAUAUGUGGUCAAAUAUCAGAACACUGAAAUUGGCUGAUGGACCUGAUGAGGUGCACUUGCAACAAUUGGGACGUAACGAGAACAAGAGAGGAAAGGAGAGUACUGAGUUGAUCUUAAGACAGGCAGAGAUCACCAAGAGGAUGUUUGCUGAAUACAAGGUCAGCCUCUCGCAGCCAGGGCCACAGUCCAAGCUCUGA